CGCUUCCCGGGGCCGGGCGUAAUUAGCCGCGGGCCGUAAUUAGCUCCCGGGCUGGCGUUUAGCGCUGAUGGCAAAGCCGCGUGUGUCCGGUCGCGGGGCCACCGCCCUGCCCCGGGGACAGCGGGGGGACAGCGGGGGGACAGGGCGGCUCCGGGUGGGCGCGGGGGGGUUUGGGGGGGCAGCUGGGGGUCCUCAUUGUCUCCUGUGUCCCCCUCCCACCCCCGACUCCCCUCCCCAGAUCCGGAGGCGCCGCCCGACCCCCGCCAACCUGGUCCUGAGCAGCGACCAAUCGUCCCCAGAGAUCGACGAGGACCGGCUGCCCAACCCCCUGCUCAAGUCGGGUCUGUCCAUGUCCCCCCGGCAGAGGAAGAAGGUUUCCCGCACCACCCCCACCAUGAAAGAGCUGCAGAUGAUGGUGGAGCAUCACUUGUGCAAGCGGGCGCAGGGCGAGGAGGAGGAGGAGGAGGAGGAAGAGGAGGAGGAGGAGCGGGAGGAGCAGGGGGAGGUGCCCCCCGGGCGCUGCCACCACGGGGACACCGCGCACAGCCACAGCCCCGGUGGGUCCUGUCCCCUGGCCACGCACCCGCCCGACCAGCGGACCCCCGGCGAUGGGACACCGAGGGCCGGGACCCCCAGGGGUGGGACCUCCAGAGCGGGGACCCCCAAGGCCGGGACCCCCAAGGCGGGGACCCCCCGUGACGGGACCCGCCGCGUGGACGCCCAUAUAGAGCCCCGGGGAGCGGCCAGCGGCCAGUAGGGGUGGCCACGGGGCCCGGACUCCGCCGGAGACGUUUUUUAUUCCAUUUUCUAAAGGUUUCGGGGCCGCCCAGGAUCGUUUGGGGUUUUUUGUUGGGUUUUUUUUUGUUGUUUUUUUUUUUUUUUACUGCCACGGGCAGGGCCCCUCCCCCACCACCCCGGGGGGGCGGUUUGGGGACAAGGACGAGCCUGUCCCCUCCCCUCCCCCUGGGGACACCCGGGGGGCACCGGGGACACCGAACAGACCCCACCCCCCCCUCACCGCCACCCCCGAGGACCUCAGGGCAGGUGACACCUCGGGUGUCCCCCCCCUCAGUGCCACCCCCCAGGGCAGGUGACACUGGGGACACCGAGCAGGGGACACUGGGGACACCGAGUAGACCCCACCCCCUCACUGCCACCCCCAGGGACCUCAGGGCAGGCGACACCUCGUGUGUCCCCCCCGUUCACUGCCACCCCCAGGGCAGGGGACACCGGGGACACCGAGCAGACCCCACCCCCUCACCGCCACCCCCAGGGCAGGGGACAUUGGGGCCACCGAGCAGACCCCACCCCCUCACCGCCACCCCCGGGGACCUCAGGGCAGGUGACACCUCGUGUGUCCCCCCCCUUCACUGCCACCCCCAGGGCAGGGGACACCGGGGACACGGAGCAGACCCCACCCCCCCUGCAAUGCCAUCCCCGGGGACCUCAGGGCAGGUGACACCUCAUGUGUCCCCCCCCUCACUGCCACCCCCGGGGCAGGUGACACCAGGGACACCGAGCAGACCCCACCCCCUCAGUGCCACCCCCCAGGGCAGGGGACACUGGGGACACAGAGCAGACCCCACCCUCUCACUGCCACCCCCGGGGUCCCCAAGACAAGUGACACGUCCCUGCCCCUCCUCGGCCACCUCGAAGGUCCCCAGGGCAGGUGACACCCCGCGUGUCCCCCCCCUCACUGCCACCCCCGGGGUUGGUGACACCGGGGACACCGAGCAGACUCCAUCCCCUCAGUGCCACCCCCCAGGUGACAGGUGACACCCUGUGUGUCCCCCCUCCCUCACCGCCACCCCCGGGGUUGGUGACACCGGGGACACCGAGCAGACCCCACCCCACCCUCACUGCCACCCCUGGGGACACUGUACAGCCCCCCCCUCACUGCCACUCCCGGGGCAGGUGACACCCCGUGUGUCCCCCCCUCACCGCCACCCCCAGGUGACAGGUGACACCGGGGACACCGAGCAGACCCCACCCCCCUCACUACCACCCCUGGGGACACUGCACAGCCCCCCCCUCACUGAGACCCCCGAGGUGUCCCCAGGGCCACCCCGCUGUCCCCCUCAC
This is a messenger RNA of Chiroxiphia lanceolata (lance-tailed manakin), 2082 nucleotides long. RefSeq names its product protein phosphatase 1 regulatory subunit 1A-like. NCBI's taxonomy places the organism in Eukaryota, Metazoa, Chordata, Aves, Passeriformes, Pipridae. Bases 68 to 757 code for a protein of 229 amino acids. Gene Ontology annotation, molecular function: protein phosphatase inhibitor activity. Gene Ontology annotation, cellular component: cytoplasm. The transcript has 10 exons. The record is from RefSeq and is a predicted model, not a curated record. Gene Ontology annotation, biological process: intracellular signal transduction.